[Candida] anglica is the source of this 2266-nucleotide messenger RNA. Lineage: Eukaryota; Fungi; Ascomycota; Pichiomycetes; Serinales; Debaryomycetaceae. The record is from the annotation of a GenBank genome assembly.
ACGUCGGUCUGUGUGCACUCUGUUUACUAUAAACGCGCCGCAGCUUGCCUAAUUAGGCUGUCAACAUCUGCGAGAAAAACACUGAAACCGAUCACAGGAGGGACAAAGCACCGUUAAACACUUUAUAGUAAUUGAGUAUCCCAGAAACUAUCCCCAUUACAAGGAAAGAACCAACGAUUGCUUCCAACUUAGUUUUCACAUCUAUAUUUUGCAUAUCUAGCCGACUACCCCCAUUGGUCAUCCCAUCAAAUAGACGCGAUAUUUCUAAUUGCACUCUCACAUUAUCCACAGAAACAUUUUUGUCUUCAAAUUGGAUUUCGAUUUUUUUUUAAUCCAUCAAAUAGCCAUCAGCUCUUUCCGUUGGAUCUCUCUCUUUUCUUAAAAUUAAGAGAACUGAAUACCCUGCUAUUAUCCUACUAGCCUUUGGUCUUUUCCCCCCAUAUAUUCACAAUAAUUAAACAAAUAGCAAAGAAGGAAGGAAACCCCCCCACCCCCUCCCGGUUGAUCCCAACUUUGUUUUAAAAUAGAAGAAAAAGAAUACUCACUAGCCGGUUUUGGAGAUAGUGACGUUAUCUGUAGAUAGGAUACAACCCUGCUCAUCAUGCCACAAACUAUUAAUAACGAGAAUGAGUACAGGUUAACUCGUUCCAAGGCUGUUCAUCUGACCCUUGAUGAACAACUGACGACUGGUACCAAGCCAGUUCAACCUCCUGUAACUGUUUCGUCCAACACCACAGCCAAUGAGGCAGUUCUGGUGAACACACGCGAGUACUUGGGUGACAUGUCUAAUCAAUAUGGAUUGGAUAAACCCAGUGGUUCGUCUACAAUGGGAACAGGUGUCAAUUCUAACGUUGCUAAUAUUAAUACUAAUACCAGCAAUACUAAUAACAAUAAUAGCAUGGCAAUCCCACCCAGACGUCCGCUUGGAGGUGACAUAAAACCAUUACAACAAAGAUUGAAGCCCAAUAGUUCCAUUGCUGUUCCUGGUACUCAACAACAAUCAUCAGCUCCUCCACCUCCACCACCCCACAAAAACCCAUUAGCACCAACUGAUAAUAAUACUAAUACUACCCAUAAUCAUAAUCAUAUCACCCCUGCAUCGACUCUUGCUGUCCCUCCUAGACUUCCUCAAAAACGCCAAGCAACAGAAUCAUCAACUAAUUUGGUGGAAAAACUUCAUUAUAAUGUUUCCAAUGAAAAUAAUCAUAAUAAUAAUAAUAGCAAUAGCACUAAUCAAACUUUUAAGAAAUCUAAAAUCAUCGUUGAUUAUGAAUGGGAAGAUUUGGAUGAAGAAGAUAUGGAUGAUCCAUUAAUGGUUAGUGAAUAUGUGAAUGAUAUUUUCCCUUACUUGAGAGAAUUAGAAUUGAAAACACUUCCAGAUUCACAAUAUUUAUUCAAGCAAAAACAUUUAAAACCCAAGAUGAGAUCAAUCCUUGUGGAUUGGCUUGUUGAAAUGCAUUUGAGAUUCAGAUUACUUCCUGAAACUCUUUUCCUUGCUAUUAAUAUUAUGGAUAGAUUCAUGUCAUUGGAAGUGGUACAGAUUGAUAAAUUACAAUUAUUAGCAACUGGAUCACUUUUCAUUGCUGCUAAAUAUGAAGAAGUAUUCUCUCCUUCAGUUAAAAACUAUGCCUAUUUCACUGAUGGUAGUUAUACUGAAGAAGAAAUUCUUCAAGCGGAGAAGUAUGUUCUUACUGUACUUAACUUUGAUUUAAGUUAUCCAAAUCCAAUGAAUUUCUUGAGAAGAAUUUCCAAAGCUGAUGAUUAUGAUGUACAACUGAGAACUUUGGGGAAAUAUUUGCUCGAGAUAUCCAUCAUAGAUUACAAGUUUAUCGGGAUGAUGCCAUCGUUAUGUUCUGCUGCUGCAAUGUAUAUUGCCAGAGUCAUAUUGGCCAAGUCCCCUGUAUGGAAUGGUAAUUUGAUUCACUACUCGGGCGGGUACCGUGUGAGCGACAUGAAAGAAUGCAUUGAACGUAUAAUUGCAUUUCUUGUUGCACCAGUUGAACACGAUGAAUUUUUCAAAAAAUAUGCCAGUAGAAAGUUUAUGAAGGCAAGUAUACUAUGCAGAAGUUGGGCAAAGAAAGUAGUUGCUGAAAACAGAGAUAUCUUUGCUGAAGGCAAUUAAAGAAAGAAGACUAAAAGACAUAAAACAACAAAAAAAAAAUUUUUAAAGAAUAACAAUUAAUGGUUUACAGAUAGAUGUUGAUCUACUUCAAGUGGUUGUUAGCUGCUAUAUAUACAUGCAUUAUAUAUAAAUAUAUAUACCCAU